Messenger RNA from Amoebophrya sp. A25, 1075 nucleotides. NCBI's taxonomy places the organism in Eukaryota, Dinophyceae, Syndiniales, Amoebophryaceae. The record is from the annotation of a GenBank genome assembly.
GGCAUAUCAAGGUGGCUCUGCAACUUCUAAGUACGUACUUUCAAAAAGCUUCUCGUUGAUCUUAUGUAUCUGUGGGUCCAUCAUGUCAAAGCAGGCGAGAUAUGCGUUAUCCUUGUCUAGCCGUAUGUCGGGUUUCUGCCUUUUGCAAAUGGACGAGAUACGAGUGUGAGUGCAAAGCAUAAUACUUCCCUCGCGAUAUUCAGAUCGGUGGUUGUCGCCGGAAACAUCGUUUGAACUGCGAGUGUCGUGCCCUCUUCUGUCGAUUUAUUGUUUUUUUUACGUCCCAUCUCUUGAGCUACAACUGUAGUAGUUUUUUUUCUUGAAAGCUUGGUGUCUCUGCUUGUGCGCACAUCGAAUCAUUUGCGGCUCAAGAGACAAGAAGAUGUCGUUCAAAACAAGAUUCUUGUGGACUUUGGCGGGCGCUACUUCCGCUAACAACGUUCGCGGUCCUUUGAGCGCUCAUCUGAUGAACGAACAGACUCCUGGCGCAGGAGAGACGAAUGCUCGAGCUAGCUACCUGCGAUCCGCUGAUGAGAUGCUUGUCGACUCAAUGACCAGCGUAUCCAUGCCGCCUCCCGAGCGCCAACGCAACGAUGGCAUGCGCGAAAUGGUAUUGGGGAUGACGCAUUCACCGCGUCCGCACACGGGGUCUAAAGUCUCAGCGGUGGUAAAAGCAUGUGCAAAGGACUUCGAUUCCUGUCCAGCUGGUUUUACGGCUACCUCUACUUCUGGUGAGACUACUAGGGGAUCAUCCUGCAUUGCAACCGCAGCUUACCGAGGACCUUGCCGUGGUGGGCCUUACGCAUUCGGAAAAAUGGACUUGGCGGCAAAGAUGCGCUUCGAACAACAGUGUCAAGCCAAAUUUCCGUGUACCUUUGCUGCUCGUGACUACUCUCAGCCGUGUCCGCUCGGAUUCGAAUCCACACCCGAUAAUCAGUGCAGACCGACGGCAGCCUAUGAGGGACCGUGCACGCGUGGUCCCUUCAGCUUUCGUGGAUACAACGCAAAAAUGAAGGUCAAUUUCGAAAACCGGUGCGAAGCGUUUUGGCCAUUGGCCGGGCAUGCUGCUCGCUGA